Molecule: messenger RNA, 7806 nt
Organism: Melanaphis sacchari
Lineage: Eukaryota; Metazoa; Arthropoda; Insecta; Hemiptera; Aphididae
Gene: cac
Product: voltage-dependent calcium channel type A subunit alpha-1
Biological process (GO): calcium ion import across plasma membrane; chemical synaptic transmission
Cellular component (GO): membrane; voltage-gated calcium channel complex
Molecular function (GO): calcium ion binding; high voltage-gated calcium channel activity
Source: RefSeq, a predicted model, not a curated record
GCUCCGUCCGUCCGUCGGCCGGCGACGGUUCGUCUCGUCCGUUUUCCGCCGCCCGGUCUUCCGGGGUUCCCGCGCGCGGCCCGGACAUAUAUUACACAUCGUCGUAUCAUAUUUGUACACGUCGCGCGGUAUACUUCGAGAUUUUCCGAUUUUUCUUUCCGGAUUUUCCUUGACAUGCCCGUCCGCCGCCGUCCGGCCGUCGCGCCGCUACACCGAACGCGCGUGAACGGGCGCGCGCCCGCCGCACCGUCGUCAUGAUGGAGACCGGUUGACGCCAGAACGCGGACGACGCUAUUCUGCAGGUGGCACAGUGAUGUUGGGCGGCGUAGUUGGUAGGCAUAUGAGCAUACGGCGUAGGGAGAGCUCCCCGUCCGUACCUCAUCCAGGCGGCCCGGGGAGUCCCCGGUAUAGAAGACGGAGACGAGCAGUAACUACUUCGGAUCACAAGACAUGUGCUCUCAUACAGACAAGAAUAAAACUUGGCGACAUCAUAAUGUUGGCGACGGAGAAGGAAGUCGCUGCGGCCGCGGGACGUGACUGCAUCGGGUCGGCGGGAACAUCCGCCGGCAUGGGGAGGCCGCGGUCCCACCACCAUCACCACCAUCACCACCAUCAGCAGGCGGACGCGCCCCCUGGGCCGUCGUCCUUGUUCCUGUUCAGCACCGACAACCCCGUCCGCCGGUACACCAGGUUCAUCAUCGAAUGGCCUCCGUUCGAAUAUGCGGUGCUGUUAACCAUCAUAGCCAACUGCGUGGUGUUGGCUCUGGAGGAACAUCUGCCCAGGGGAGACAAGACUGUACUUGCUAAGACUUUGGAGGCAACCGAACUCGUUUUCCUAGCAAUUUUUUGCGUCGAAGCGACUCUCAAAAUAUUAGCUUUAGGUUUUUUACUGCACAGCGGCUCAUAUCUUCGUAAUAUAUGGAACAUUAUGGACUUUUUUGUAGUUGUAACAGGGUCAAUGACUGAAUUCAUGGAGUCCAACAUGCUGGACAUGAGGAUGUUGAGGUCCUUUCGGGUGCUCAGGCCUUUGAAACUGGUUUCGAGAAUCCCAAGUCUGCAAGUCGUGCUGAAGUCCAUCAUCAAAGCUAUGGCACCGCUACUCCAGAUUGGCUUAUUGGUGUUAUUUGCUAUCAUCAUAUUUGCAAUCAUUGGAUUAGAAUUUUACUCCGGAGCGUUGCACAAGACUUGCUACAAGUUGAAUAAUCUGGUUGCGAUGGAAAUCGAGGGACAGAACCCAGCACCUUGCAACUCGGACUCGGACUCAGAAGAAAAACCGUACAACGCGUACUUCUGUGAUAACACGACGUCCACGUGCAUAGAGAACUGGGUAGGUCCCAACUAUGGGAUCACGUCGUUUGAUAACAUCGGACUCGCCAUGCUCACCGUUUUCCAAUGCAUAACCAUGGAAGGGUGGACUACCAUUCUGUACUGGAUGAACGAUGCGUACGGCGUAACGUUCAAUUGGAUAUAUUUUGUACCACUUAUUAUUCUAGGUUCAUUUUUUAUGCUCAAUUUAGUUCUUGGUGUGCUUAGCGGAGAAUUCGCUAAAGAAAGAGAAAAGGUCGAAAAUCGACAAACGUUUUUGAAGCUACGGCGACAGCAACAGCUGGAACGCGAGCUCAAUGGUUAUGUAGACUGGAUAUGCAAAGCCGAAGAAGUCAUUCUGGCCGAAGAACGGACCACAGAUGAAGAGAGAAGACAUAUAAUCGAAGCAAGAAGAAGAGCUGACAUAAAAAGGAAAAAACUGAAAACCUUGGGCAAAAGUAAAAGCACCGAAUCCGAAGAGGAGUGCGAGGAAGAAGAAGCCGAUGAAGUGCUUGGUAAAGGCAAAAAAGGUUUCCCACGCACGCCAACGUUCAAAGACCGAAUGCGAAAAAAAGGCGUUUGUGCUUCCAUGUGGAGAGCAGAAAAACGGUUUAGGUUUUGGAUCAGACGCAUGGUAAAAGCGCAAUGGUUCUAUUGGUUCGUCAUCGUAUUAGUGUUUUUUAAUACAGUGUUCGUGGCCAUUGAACAUCACAAACAACCAGAAUACAUAACGAAUUUUGUCUUUUAUUCUGAGUACGUAUUCCUCAUGCUCUUCAUGGCCGAAAUGUUCAUCAAGAUGUACGCGCUUGGCAUACGAAUAUACUUUGAUUCCGCGUUCAACCGUUUCGAUUGCAUUGUAAUCAUGGGCUCUAUAUUCGAAGUCGUUUGGUCAGCCGUCAAAGGUGGUUCCUUCGGUCUGUCUGUGCUGAGAGCACUUCGGUUAUUACGAAUAUUCAAAGUGACAAAGUAUUGGUCUUCGUUGAGGAACCUCGUGAUAUCGUUACUCAACUCCAUGAGAUCAAUCAUAUCGUUGCUUUUCCUACUGUUCUUAUUCAUACUGAUAUUUGCACUGCUCGGUAUGCAGUUGUUCGGUGGACAGUUUAAUUUUGAGGAAGGAACUCCUCCGACAAACUUCAACACAUUUCCAAUAGCUCUGUUAACCGUAUUUCAGAUUUUAACCGGUGAAGAUUGGAACGAAGUCAUGUACCAAGGCAUUAGAAGUCAAUCCAAGGCUCAAGGCGGAGGGAUGAUAUAUGCUUUAUACUUCAUUAUCUUAGUAUUGUUUGGUAACUAUACACUGUUAAACGUGUUCUUGGCCAUUGCCGUUGACAAUUUAGCAAACGCGCAAGAAUUAACAGCUGCCGAAGAAGAACAAGAAGAAGAGGAUAAAGAAAAACAACAACAAGAGCUCGAAAAAGAAAUGGAAGCAUUACAGAUGAGUACUGACCCGUCCAAAAUGGAAAUGAUACCAACAUCGCCAUCCCAAAAUUCCAGUGUUUCACUUAUCAGACAUCACCGAAAACAUCAUUCAGACGAGCCUGACAGCAAAGUAGAAGAGGAAGAAGAAGACGAAGGUCCAAAACCUAUGUUACCGUAUUCGUCAAUGUUUUUACUGUCACCUACCAACGGUAUUAGAAGAGCCGCCCAUUGGAUCGUUAAUUUGAGGUAUUUCGAUUUUUUUAUUAUGCUGAUUAUCAUAUUGAGCAGUGUAGCGUUAGCCGCUGAAGAUCCGAUUAACGAUGAUUCGGAUUGGAAUAACUAUUUGGACGUAGUCGACAACGUGUUCACAGUGAUUUUUGCGAUUGAAAUGAUACUGAAGAUAAUCGAUUUGGGAGUGAUUUUACAUCCCGGCUCGUAUCUCAGAGAGUUUUGGAAUAUAAUGGAUGCAGUGGUGGUCAUCUGUGCAUUUGCGUCAUUUAUAUUCCAAAAAGGUGGUGGUUCUGUCGGCACGAACCUAUCAACCAUCAAAUCACUUCGUGUGCUGCGAGUAUUGCGGCCGCUGAAAACCAUCAAGCGCGUACCCAAGCUGAAAGCAGUUUUCGACUGCGUAGUAAAUUCGCUGAAGAACGUUAUCAACAUACUGAUUGUGUACAUACUGUUUCAUUUCAUCUUUGCCGUCAUUGCCGUUCAGCUUUUUCACGGGAAAUUCUUCUACUGUAACGAUAGUAGCAAGUCCGUUAACGACACAUGCCAGGGUUAUUAUUUCAAAUACGAAGCUGGAGACACGGAAGAUGUGAAUUCGCAAAAGUUCAUACCAACCUCGGAGAAGAGAGCAUGGGAUAAACAGGAUUUCUACUACGACAACGUGGCUGUGGCUAUGUUGACACUAUUUGCCGUCCAAACAGGCGAAGGAUGGCCCCAAGUGCUGCAAAAUUCGAUAGCGGCCACGGAAGAGGACCACGGACCCAUACCGAAUUACCACAUCGAAAGAUCGUUGUUCUACAUAAUUUAUUUUAUCGUGUUUCCUUUCUUCUUCGUCAAUAUAUUCGUCGCGUUAAUCAUUAUUACGUUUCAAGAACAGGGAGAAGCCGAACUACAAGACGGUGAAAUUGAUAAAAACCAGAAAUCAUGUAUUGAUUUUACCAUACAAGCUAGACCACUGGAGAGGUACAUGCCAAAAGACAGGAACAGUAUGAAAUAUAAGAUUUGGCGCCUGGUAGUGUCGACGCCAUUUGAAUAUUUCAUCAUGAUACUGAUCGUAUUUAACACGCUAUUGCUUAUGAUGAAGUUUUAUCAACAAAAAAAAUCCUACAAGGCUGCUCUACAUUACAUGAACAUGGUGUUUACUGGCAUGUUUACCAUUGAGUGCGUGCUCAAAAUUUUGGCGUUUGGAGUCAGGAAUUUUUUUAAAGACCCAUGGAAUAUUUUCGACUUUAUCACGGUCAUCGGAAGUAUCGUGGACGCACUGGUUAUCGAAUUUGGGGAACGCCUCGUUUAUCUGUACCGAACUCUGUUCGAGAGUGUUUCUAACAAAGGACCAAAACUACUGUUCGGAGAAAUUGUGGAGGAAAAUUUUAUAAACGUUGGAUUCCUUCGGCUCUUUCGAGCCGCCAGACUGAUAAAACUGCUCCGGCAAGGGUACACGAUAAGGAUUUUGCUCUGGACGUUCGUCCAGUCGUUCAAAGCCUUGCCCUACGUAUGCCUAUUAAUUGGCAUGUUGUUCUUCAUAUAUGCUAUCAUCGGAAUGCAAAUUUUCGGCAACAUCCAGCUGGAUCCUAACACAGAAAUCAACAGGCACAACAAUUUCCAAACGUUUGUCCAGGGUCUGAUGCUGUUGUUUCGAUGCGCCACGGGCGAAGCGUGGCCGUCGAUCAUGUUGUCGUGCAAUCACGGGAAAAUGUGUGAAGCCGGUGCUAAAAAGGUGGAUAACGAUUGUGGUUCAAAUAUGGCCUACAUGUAUUUUGUGUCAUUCAUAUUUUUCUGCUCGUUUUUGAUGUUGAACUUGUUUGUAGCAGUUAUCAUGGAUAACUUUGAUUACCUAACCAGAGACUCGUCAAUUCUAGGAGCCCAUCACCUGGAUGAAUUCGUUCGGAUCUGGGCAGAAUACGACCCAAAUGCCACGGGAAAAAUACACUAUACCGAAAUGUACGAUAUGCUUAAAAACAUCGACCCACCAUUGGGUUUUGGCAACAAGUGUCCCAAUCGUUUGGCAUACAAAAAACUCAUCCGGAUGAACAUGCCGGUCGAUCAGGAUGGCAAAGUGCAGUUCACUACAACGCUAUUCGCGCUCAUUCGGGAAAAUUUGAGUAUAAAAAUGCGAUGUGCCGAAGAAAUGGACCAGGCAGACGAGGAAUUGAGAGAGACUAUUAGACAUAUAUGGCCGUUACAGGCCAGAAAGAUUUUGGACCUACUUGUUCCAAAAAGCGAUUGUCUGAACGCAGGAAAACUGACGGUAGGCAAGAUAUACGCGGGUUUGUUGAUUUUAGAGAGUUGGAAGUCCACGAGAUUCGGUCAGGUCGAAUCGUCGAAUCCACAGCACUCAUCAUUCUUCACAUGCCUGAUGGAGGCUGCUGGUGCGACAAAUUGGAACGCAGAACGUGGACAAGACGAAGACGAAAACAGCUGUUUGCUGACUAGGAACAAUUCCAGGAGCCGGUCUAAAAAGCGGUAUAUAACGCAAUCCAAACGUUUGAGGAGGAGACGUGGCGAUAUUUUAGAAAAGGUGAUGGAGCUGACAGACGUGGUGAUUUCAUCGCGAAGACCGUCUGAAGAUUCUAAUUCCGACGGGCAACAGCCUCAACACCAGGGUAUGCACUUACACCCCGGUUAUAGACAACAAAGAUCGCGAUCACCAAGCAUACGUAGAGAGCGUCAUACUCCGUCGCCAGUCAGGAGAUACCAUCAUCACUACCAUCACCACAGUCAUCAUCCGCACGAGAUCGGCUUCAGUGAUACUGUUUCCAAUGUUGUUGAGAUUGUCAAGCAAUUGGAUCAUCGUCGUCAUCCUAGAGGUUCUUGGUCGGCGUCCACGAGUCCGGUCCGAUCGCCCAGCCCGGACAGGUCGGAGAGCGGCCGCACGUACUACGGCACCACCAGCCUGGACCAGCGGUCGCGUUCCCCGUCGCCGGUGUCGACGAACGGCAGCGGCCGGCACCAGCACCACCAGCAGCAGCACCACCUCCACCAUCAGCAUCACGGAGGCGGCGGCGGCGGGGCGUCGGCUUCGUCGUCCGCCGCCGCCGGGCCGACGUCAUCGAGACAGCAACAGCACCAUCACCAGCAAACGGUUCCGCCGCCGUCGUCGUCGUCGGCAGUGUCGCACACGGUACACCACCCCUCGCUGUCGUUGUCGGGUGGCGGUGGCCACGCGACGUCUCUGUCGGCGAUGAUGACCGGCACGUCCGCGGCGGGGGCCAUGACGAUGCCGCCGCCGUCGGUGCUGGUCAACAGCAGUUACCCCGUGCUGGCCGUGGCCGGAUGCAACAGGCGCCGGUUGCCGCCCACGCCCAACAAACCGUCGUCGUUGAGCCCGGCCGCCGCACCACCGGCCUCGAUCACCGAAGCAACGCGUCGCCGACCCGGCCAACCGGCGGCGCUGCCCAAACCGCCGCCCGCGGCGCUGUCGUCCACGUCCACGGCCGCGGCUGUGGCCCGGCAGAGCAUGGCCAUGACGGCCAUGCCGCCGCUCAGCUUCGAGCAGGCCAUGUCGAUCGGCCGCAGUGGCCGACUGCUGCCGUCGCCGGUGCGCAACGGGUACGCGUCGUCGUCGUCCAAACAGCUGCAGCAGCAGCCGUCGACGUCGUCGUCGGUGUCCGCGAUCAGGCGACAAAAGAGCGGCGGCGGUGGCCGGGUGAGCAGCCGGCACAGCGAUUCGGACGAAGACGACUGGUGCUAACCCUUACUGUCUGGUAGUGGCCGCCACCGCCGCCGCAGUCGCUGCAGCCGUAGCCGUAGCGGCAGCAGCAGCAAGAGUAAGAGCAGAAGCAGAAGCAGCAGCAGCAGCAGCAACAGCGACAGCUGUGACGACGACGGAGACGGAAGACUUAGCAGCCGCCAACGACGACUGCGGCAACACAAAACGACAACGCUCAGAUCGUUCCGGUCGUCCGCCGCAUCGCGUCCGCUCCGGCCGACGAUCGUCGCAUCGUCGUGCUCGUCUUCGUCGUCGCUGUUGGACGACUACUCCUCAAAUUCUGCUCCGCUGCCGCCGCCGCCGCCCAAGCAGCAGCAGCAGUAACCGUCGCCGCCGCUGCCAUCGCCUAAAAUUUACAUAAAUAUUAUAUAUUAUUAUUAUUAUUAUUAUUAUUACCUAAUUAUUAUUAUUAUUAUUAUUAUUAUUAUUAUUAUUAUAAUUAUUAAUAACUAUUUCCGAACCUAAGUAAAACAAAAACGGUUCGUCAUUUCGCGCGUACUCUCGUCGUUUUCUCGUUUUUGAAUUUUUAACGUACCCCAUUUACACACGUGUCAUCUUGGAUGGUGUACGUAAUUUUGUUAAGAGGUUGAUAUGAUAUUAUAUUUAGUGGAUAAAUAAUGUUGUAUUUCCGCAAAGUGUUGGUUUUUAUUUUUAUUUUAUAAUCUCAUGAACGUAUUUUUAUCGUACAUAAAAUUAAUAAUAAUUGUAUUACAAUCGUCGUCGCGCAGUUUCUGUUCAGAUCAUAACAUUUUAAUGAUAUGUUUAUGUGUAGGGGUAUACAUUGAUAUUAUAUUAUACAUACAUUUUUUUUUUUUUUUUUAAUGGCCGGACAUUCCCUUUUUUCACUUCGUCGUCCAUCCAACCGUCUCACCACGCGAAUACCAUCGAUCAAUAUAAUAUACCGUCGUCGUGUUCAUACAUACCUACAUCACAAGCACCUCUUAUUAUUAUUCUCGUUCUUAUCGCUCUACUUUUAACAAUCAUACACAAAACAGUACACAUACACAUAAUAUCGAAUUAUAUAAUAUUAUUAUCAUCGAUCUGUUGCAGGAAAAAAAAAUCGUUGUAAAUAACAUCUUGAUCCACGUAAAUAAAAUUUUAUUGUCUAAUAUAUUUUAUACAAUAUUAUUAAUUAUACUGUUUUUAUA